AUUUGACUCCGCCCCUGAAACGCCAUGUCUUUUUCCUAUUGGCUGAGCCUAAGGUCAGCUGCUACCCCAAGGUUGCACGUGCAUUUUGACGCUCGCUGAAAUCAAGAUGGCAACCUCCGUGUUUCGGGGUUACCGGCUGGUCGGUAAACAUCGCUUUGCCUUCUGCUCCCGUCUGCUGGGUUCCAUGAGUUGGAGAGAUUCUGACAGGUUACACAAGAGUCAAACAGCAACACUGCAGGUGCGACAUGCCUCGGGUCGCAAAGGUUUCCUGGGAGAAUUUAUAGAUAACCUUCAACAGGAGUUUGGGAAGAAUCAGGAGAUGAAGGAGAACAUUAAAAAGUUCAGAGAGGAGGCCAAGAGGCUUGAGGAGUCUGACGCCCUCCAACAGGCGAGAAGAAAAUAUAACUCGAUCGAGGCAGAGACGGUGAAGACAUAUGACAUAUUCAAAAAAACACUGGGCUCAUUAUCGGAAACAGUGAAGGACAGUCUUGAAAAGGAGGUGAGUCGCACAGACAUUGGGAAGAAAAUCAAGGAAGGUGUGGAGGAAGCCGCCCGCAGCGCCAUGCACUCUGCCGAGACCGUUUCCAAGGGAGGAGAACGAUUGGGCAAGACCAGCGCCUUCCAGGCCAUCUCACAGAGUGUCGAGUCCAUGAAGAAGGAAAUUGACGUUGGUGACGUUGGACCUUACAGAGCUCCCCCUCAGCUGAGGAAGAGGAGUGAUUUUUCUUCAAAGGGAGCUGAUAGUGACGCAAGAUUAUUUGAGGCCAAUGAGGAGGCUUUGGGAGUUGUUCUUCACAAGGACUCCAAAUGGUACCAGCAGUGGAAGGACUUCAAAGACAAUAACAUGGUUUUCAACAGAUUUUUUGAAAUGAAGAUGAAAUAUGACGAAAGUGAUAAUGUCCUUGUUCGAGCAUCCAGGGCUGUGACUGACCGAGUCACCACCGUCCUCGGUGGUCUUUUCUCCAAGACAGAGAUGUCUGAGGUGCUGACUGAGAUUGUGAAGGCAGACCCCAAAUUUGACAAAGACUCUUUUCUCAAACAGUGUGAAAAAGACAUCAUCCCAAACAUACUGGAGGCUAUGAUUCGUGGCGAGCUGGAUGUUUUGAAAGACUGGUGCUAUGAAGCGACAUACAGUCAGCUUGCCCAUCCCAUCCAACAAGCUCGAGCUUUGGGAUUGCUGUUCCAGUCUAAAAUCCUUGAUAUCGAUAAUAUUGAUUUGGCCAUGGGAAAGAUGAUGGACCAGGGCCCAGUGCUGAUCAUCACCUUCCAGGCCCAAGUUGUCAUGGUGCUAAGAAGCCCCAAAGGAGACAUCGUGGAGGGAGAUCCGGAGAAGGUAUUGAGGACAAUGUAUGUUUGGGCGCUGUGCCGCGACCAGGAGGAGCUGAACCCGAACGCAGCCUGGAGACUCCUCGAUAUCUCCGCCUCCAGCACUGAGCAGGUUCUCUAGGAGAAAAAGAAAGGGGGAAGGGUGAUAUCAGUGAAAAGACACAAACUGGAAGUAAGGGCAGAAGGAGUGACGUGAAGUCUGGAUUACCUGCAUGGACUCGGGCUUUCUUAAAGAGGGACAAAUCCAGGUGAAAUUUUGUGUAUCCUCUUUGCCAUCACAAUUAAGAAGCUUAAUGUGCAGGUUCAUGAAAAUAGACGCACAACUUAGAAGACAUGACUCUAUGGAAACUUAUUAAACAGCCUCUUAAACUACAGUUUAACAAAGGAUGGCAACAAUUUGCAUGGUCUCAUCUCAUGGCACAGUCCAUCUACACCACCCAGGUGGCCACAAAUAAGGUAUUUUUUUUAAUCCCACGAUCAAUGCCUGAGAGCUCAGGUAACAACCAAUCACGACUCGGCUGUUUUCUGGGUUUUGUCAUGUGACGUUGGCAAGCUGAGCCCUCAGGCACUGUGAUGCAGAGAUGGGGACUCGAGUCUGUGACUUGGACUCGAGUCGACUCGAGUCGCUGCUUUGAUGACUUGUGACUUGACAAAAAUAAAAAAACUUGACUCGACUUGGACUUGGAAGUUAAAGACUCGGGACUUGACUUGAGACACGAUGACUUGAAUGACUUCCGUGUUAUUUAGUUUAUGUUUUCAGUUUGAAUAUAAAAUUAAUAAUACAUUUAAAAAAAUUAUAUCGAUAACACGGUAGGAGCGCAGGCUGAGAAUGACGUUGUCAUGAUUGGAUCGCUACCCUGUCAAUCAAUCAGUCGUGCCCUCUCUACCUACCUAACGUGUUUAUUGGAGAAUCACGCCCCUUUAUAUCAGAGAUCCACAAACAUGUCAGCAGGAGCGGUACCUUCGGCUAUUACCUUUAUGAUGGCAAAAGACGGACAGCACAGUGCAAGAUAUGCAACAGAAACAUUUCAGACAGCCAGACGACUUUGUCCGUUUGAAGUUUAUAGAGCUCUGGUGUCUCCAGAUGAAACAUAAAAUGUUUCUAAUGCUCUUAAUGUGUUUCUUCUGUCAGAUUUUUUUCAAGAUUAUUUUUUCAUAUUUGCAACUCAAAUGUGUCAGACACUGUCGGCAGACGUUCAUUUGUUUAGAUUGAGCUGUCAAUCAUUGAGGUAAUUUCUUUUUUGUUUGAUUCCAUGGUGUAUUUUGCUGAAUAUCAGUAAUUACAGUGCAAAUCCAAAUUAUUGUCAUAUUUUCUAAACAGAUUAGACACGUUGGACAAUGAUGGUUACUUAAAGUUACUUAUAUCUUGUCUUUUCACGUUACUAAAAUCAGAUUCUGCGGGUAAAAUUGCAAUAAUAAGGUGACUUGACUUGGACUUGACUUGACCUAUUUAAGGACUUGACUUGGACUUGACCUAUUUAAAGACUUGACUUGACUUUCCCAAGAAAAAAAAGACUUGGGACUUACUUGAGACUCACUUGAAUUUUGCACGUGUGACUUGGUCCCAUCUCUGCUGUGAUGUCAUUUUCAGUUGCCAGCUACAAAGCAAAAACAUGAAUCAUCCGCAUUUUUUGUGUUCAGCUAUUCAUAUUUGUUUUGGCGGCACAAAAAAUGUGUCACUUUGGCAAAUCUAAUUUGCAAGGUGAGUUUUAAUUGUUUUUUUAUUUUUUUCCCAUCUCUGACCACAACUGACUUAACAGCUCAAUGCCAAGCAGCUACAUUCAACUGUGAUUUAUUUAUUGUGAUACUAUAGAAUGCAAUGCAACCACUUCUCAUCUCAGAAAAAAAUUCUCAUGAAUAUUAUCAUGUUCAAGUUAGUCAAACCAUGUUACAUAGCUUCUCUGUAUAAUACAGUGGCAACAAGUCACCAUAAAUUAAAAACAAAACAAUAAGGGUCUUAGAUUAUACCUUUAUGAAUCGGUAAGUAAGUUUAAAGUAUAUUGUAUGGUUUUAAUAGGAUGUGACAAAACAGCUUGCAAAGGAAACAAUUUGCAUGCUUGUGUAGCUCUCGUUCUACAUUACAUAAUAGUUUGAUGUAAAUAUGUGGGACCAUAUUCACAUAUGAUGAUGGCAUCGUCACUAACAAAGAAUUAUGUUGCACUUUCAUGAUUGGUGUUGAUGCCACAUGUUAGUUGAAUGACUGAGUUUACGAUUUGUUUUUAAUACUGUUUUUGUUAAUUCAGCACAUUUCACUGUGGACCAGAUUAUUUUUACCAUUGCUGUAUUUCUCUAUCUGAAGAUAAGACACAUUGGAUGAUCAAGUUCACAAUAACAAGAAUGCCAAAGUUGGCCCAAGUGAAGAAUUAUCUUUUAUGAUUGAUGUUGAUUUAAUCGCUUGCCAAGCAUCAGUGUUGAGUCACGAAAUUAUGAAAAUCAAUUGAGAUGCAAAGGACAAAUGUGAGGUUUUGUUCCGGCAUCUAGUGUCUUAUGUUUGUAAGCAGAUUUAAGAUGCUGAUGAAAGCACUGAAUGUUAAUGUAGCACUAUUUUGACUAUGUAUACCGUUUUAGUGUAGCCUAUCGUAAAUAUAUGAACCGGAUCAUCCAAAAAGCUUUUGAAUGUUGGCAGUCUAUAUGUGUUGUUUAUUUACUUACUUAUUUUUUGCAUUUAGCAGAGAACAUUAAACUGCACGUCAUGUGUA
This is a messenger RNA of Syngnathus typhle (broad-nosed pipefish), 4025 nucleotides long. RefSeq names its product mitochondrial import inner membrane translocase subunit TIM44-like. Bases 107 to 1447 code for a protein of 446 amino acids. Gene Ontology annotation, cellular component: mitochondrial inner membrane. The transcript is spliced from 13 exons. Gene Ontology annotation, biological process: protein import into mitochondrial matrix. Gene Ontology annotation, molecular function: protein-folding chaperone binding. Lineage: Eukaryota; Metazoa; Chordata; Actinopteri; Syngnathiformes; Syngnathidae. The record is from RefSeq and is a predicted model, not a curated record.